This is a messenger RNA of Aphis gossypii (cotton aphid), 775 nucleotides long. RefSeq lists its product as uncharacterized. The record is from RefSeq and is a predicted model, not a curated record. Bases 242 to 730 code for a protein of 162 amino acids. Lineage: Eukaryota; Metazoa; Arthropoda; Insecta; Hemiptera; Aphididae. The transcript is spliced from 4 exons.
AUCGCACAUAAUUUACCAUCUCCGUCAAACAAUAUAAUUUUACCCUUUCCGUUUCAGUGUGUUUCAACUGAAAUAUAAAUUAAACAUUCAAUACAAAAUAGCAAGGCACUUUUAGAGACAAUACGUAAAUCCACUCAAUAUAUUUUAGCUACUGUAAUAAGUUACAUAUAAAUAAAUAAUAAUAAUAAAAAAAAAAAAAAUUUCAUUUGUUAGCUCAUUAAAUAGUAGUAACGAAGAAUCGAUGAUCGAAAGUGAUAACGAUUAUAAUAAUAAGAGUAUGAAUAACGAGGUUAAAUCGGUGAAAAAACAAAAUACACGUAGUAAAAUUAAAAAACAAGUAAAAUCAAAUAAGAACAAAACAAUGGCUAGAAAAAAUAUUUCAUAUUUGGAUAAUAUUGAAAGUUUGCUAAAAAAUGAAAAAAUUGAAACUGAUAUCAUAAAUACUAUUACGGUAAAACAAGGUGAUAAUUUGAUAAAUGUUAAAUCUCCAACUGACGAAAAAAGUUCCGAGUACUGGACCAUCAGCCACUAUAAACUAGAAAAUAUUAAGAAUGUCGAUAUCAAGAACAGAUGGAAAAAAGCUGAAUGUAGCCUUAAAGUAACAAUAACCGAUCAGGCAAAAGAUCAAGAACUUAAGAAUAAUUUAACAGAAGUUGUACAAACAAUAUUCACACGCUUUAUGUCUGAUCCAAAGAGGAAGAUAGUAAGAUCUAAAUUAUCAAAGGCAUAAUAAUGUAUUUAUUAAUGAAAGUAGAAAAAAAUUUGAAUAUAUAAU